Messenger RNA from Triticum turgidum subsp. durum (durum wheat), 882 nucleotides. Lineage: Eukaryota; Viridiplantae; Streptophyta; Magnoliopsida; Poales; Poaceae. The record is from the annotation of a GenBank genome assembly.
AUGGGGAACGUGACGUCGUCGGUGGCGGCGCGGCUGGCCUUCUUCCCGCCGGAGCCGGCGACGUACGAGGUGGCGGCGGCGGAGGGCGGGGCCGGGCUGCGGAUGACGGGGGUGCUCCCCGACGCCAACGUCGACGUGCACGCGCUGCCCACCAGGGCCGGCACCCGCGUCGUCGCCGCCUUCUGGCGCUACCCCUCCGCGCGCCUCACGCUGCUCUACUCCCACGGCAACGCCGCCGACCUCGGCCAGAUGCUCGGCCUCUUCAUGGAGCUCCGCUCCCACCUCCGCGUCAACAUCAUGUGCUAUGACUAUUCAGGAUAUGGGGCCUCUACAGGAAAACCAUCGGAGUAUAACACGUACUACGACAUAGAGGCUGUCUAUGACUGUUUGAAAAAGGAGUAUGGGAUAGGGCAAGAGGAUCUGAUCCUGUAUGGGCAAUCAGUUGGAAGCGGACCGACGUUGCACUUGGCCUCACGUUUGGAGAAACUAAGAGGGGUCGUCCUUCACAGCGGUAUUCUGUCAGGCAUACGCGUUUUGUAUCCAGUGAAAGUGACACUUUGGUUUGAUAUCUUCAAGAACAUCGACAAAAUAAAGCAGGUCGAAUGUCCAGUGCUGGUUAUACAUGGAACGGCGGACGACAUCGUCGACUUCUCGCACGGCAAGCACCUAUGGGAGCUAGCGAAGGAGAAGUACGAGCCGCUGUGGGUGAAAGGCGGCGGCCACUGCAACCUGGAGACGUACCCCGAGUACAUCCGGCACCUGCGGAAGUUCGUGAACGCGAUGGAGAAGCUGGCGAAGGAGCGAGCGACAAAGGCGCCCCAGGUACCGCCGUCGAGCAUGGGCGAAGUGAAACACAACAAGUGCUUGAGAUUUGGGAAGUGA